Anarrhichthys ocellatus (wolf-eel) is the source of this 1959-nucleotide messenger RNA. Its product is annotated as E3 ubiquitin-protein ligase TRIM21-like. The record is from RefSeq and is a predicted model, not a curated record. The transcript has 2 exons. Gene Ontology annotation, molecular function: protein binding; zinc ion binding. Bases 195 to 1904 code for a protein of 569 amino acids. Lineage: Eukaryota; Metazoa; Chordata; Actinopteri; Perciformes; Anarhichadidae.
UUCUUCCUGGGAAAGAACCAGAAUCUCCGUCGUCAUUACUUCUCCCUUACAGACCAGCAGCAACAGACCUCCAAAUGCAUUUAAUAAAAACACUAAACGGGAACUUGGUUUGGAGGUAAACUUCACAGGGUACAGAAAAAACUUAAAUUUGGCCAUAUUCAAUUUCAUAACAACUGGUCAAACUCCAUGCCUUCAUGUUACAGUUUAUUUGUUUUAUUUGUUUUUCAGAAAUGGCCUCCAGCAACAGUCUUCUGUCUGAGGACCAGCUUCUUUGUCCCAUCUGCCUGGAUGUGUUCACUCGGCCAGUUUCCACACCAUGCGGACACAACUUCUGCAUGUCCUGUAUCACGUGCUACUGGAACGGCAUCCCAGUCAGCCAGUGUCCGGUCUGUAAGCAGAGUUUUGAAAGGAGGCCGGACCUUAAGGUCAACACUUUCAUCUCACAUCUCGCAUCGCAGUUCGUGUCGCUUCAAGUGACCGACGCUCACAUCUGGAGCCCGGACCAACAGCAGGCUCGCUGUGGAGGAGCGGUGCUGUGUGACAUCUGUACUGACGCCCAGCGAGAGGCUGUCAGAUCCUGUCUGGAGUGUUUGACCUCUUACUGCGACGUCCAUCUAGAGCCUCAUCACAGAGCUGCGGGCCUGAAGAGACACACACUGGUUAAGCCCGUGGCGAGCCUGGAGGACAAGAUCUGCAAGGAGCACCACAGACUCCUGACGUUGUUCUGCAGGAAUGACGGGGUUUUGCUGUGUGAAGUCUGCGCCGGUUUACACCACGUGAACCAUGACGUCGUUUCUGUGCAGCACGCGCACAGAGAGAUGAAGGCUCUGCUGGGGGACACUGAGGCCAAAGUGCAGCAGAUGAUCCAUGAAAGGCUGCAGAAGGUCCGAGACAUGAAAGUGACAGUAGGACAAAACAGGACAGAAACCAAAAAUGUGAUAGCGAACAGCGUGCAGAACUUGACGGCGCUGAUCUCUGAGAUCCAGACAGAGGUUGUGAAGGUGAUCGAGGAGAAGCAGAAAGCGGCAGAAGACCAAGCAGCUGGGUGUAUUGGCAGUAUGGAGAGAGAGAUCAUCGAGCUGCAGGAGACAACGAUGAAGCUGAGGGAGCUGAAACAGACUAAAGACCCGCUUUCUUUCCUCCAGAACUCCCCAAACCCACCCAUCCUACCCCACACAAUGGACUUGAACACAAUCAGGUUUAAUGGACAAGUGGAGAUACUCCACAUACAAAGAUCUUUCAGCAAAGCAGUCUCUGAGCUGCGAAUGAUGCUGAAUAAAAUGAGCACAGAAGUACAAGACGUCUCUGACGUCACAGACGUGUCUAACGAUGCUACGCUGAGAUGCAUCCAGCAGUAUGAAGUGGACGUGGUGCUCGAUCCCGAUACAGCUCACCCUCUGCUCUUCUUAUCUGAUGACAGGAAACAGGUGGGACUUAGGAUGGGUUUACGUCCAAUGGUAAACCUGACACCGAAUAUGUUUACAGAACAUCUCGCAGUUCUGGGACAGAGAGGCUUCUCGUCACGUAGGUUUUACUUCGAGGUGUUCGUGGGAGGAAAGACUGAAUGGAGUCUGGGCGUGGCCAAGGCGUCUGUCCAGAGGACGGGGCUUGUUCGAAGUCCUCACUUUGGACUCUGGGCCAUCUGGUUCAUAAAGGAUAAGAUCGAAACCUUCAGUUCUCCAAACGUGCCGGUACACUUUGGGAGAGUGGAGCGGGUCGGCGUGUUUGUAGAUUAUGACGGAGGGCAAAUCUCUUUCUACGACGUACAGACCGCAACUCUCAUUUACUCGUUUCCUAAGUGUGUCUUUACUGAAGAACUGCAUCCGUACUUUAACCCUUGUGAUAACGAAUACGGGUCAAACUUUGGGCCGAUGAUAAUUGUUCCUGUAGGCCGCACGGGGUAAUUUGUGGGUUAUUUACUAAAAUGCAACUGAUGUGUUUAAUUGCAAAAAAAAAAAA